AUGCACAUUCCAAAUACGAAUACAAAUCACUUCGAUAUAACAGCUUCGGCCCUGAAAAAACGGAAAAGAGAUGUGGUUGGCGGACCAUGGACACAGGAAGACAAUAAUUUACAGGGGAAUCUACAAUGCCAAUUCGAGAUCCAAGACAUAAACAUGCUCGCACCGGCAACAAUCUCGACGUCCAUAUCACAGCGUCAAUGGCUCCAUCUGCAGUCCGCGCCGGGUACCAAGUUAGCAUUCGGGCCAGGAGGAGAUAUGGCAAAAAAACGGAGGAUUUUACAACCUCAUUCCCAUAAUCAGCAGCAACAUCUUCGACCGCACUCGGGGAUCUCAGUUACGCCAGUUGAUGGCCAUUCACGAAAACCACCUCCACCAACUCUAAUGAUACCCUUUUUCGAUCGUCAACAAAAUACUGGAAUCCCGACGUCGUCUUUAUCGGUCGCUGAUCCGUACGAUGAUGAUGCCAUUUCGCCCCGGACGAUGCCUCCUACCACCACAAACACAAUCACGAAUGCGAAAUUGGUGCUACGACCUUGUCAUGUCUGUCACCGCAAACCAUCUACAAAAGUCAUGCUGGACGCAUACGCGGAUUGCGAAUUAUGCGGGCAACGGGCUUGUUAUAUCUGUUUAAGGGAAUGCAAUGCCUUGAACUGUGCCCAGCGUCAACCCACGACGUUGGAUGAGUGCUUCGAUACGGAGAUGCGGUCUUUUGAUGGACAUGAGGUUGAAGGACGGCCGAGAAAAGUCUGCUCGUUGUGUGCGAUUGAAGGCUUGACGGACACGGGGCAGGAGAUUGUUUGGUGCGUGGACUGUGUUAGGAGGCAGGGUGUCAACCACUGA
This is a messenger RNA of Talaromyces marneffei, 840 nucleotides long. RefSeq lists its product as uncharacterized. The record is from RefSeq and is a predicted model, not a curated record. The coding region runs from base 1 to 840 and encodes 279 amino acids. Lineage: Eukaryota; Fungi; Ascomycota; Eurotiomycetes; Eurotiales; Trichocomaceae. The transcript is spliced from 2 exons.